Messenger RNA from Pangasianodon hypophthalmus (striped catfish), 1855 nucleotides. RefSeq names its product apelin (gene apln). Gene Ontology annotation, biological process: signal transduction. Bases 497 to 730 code for a protein of 77 amino acids. The record is from RefSeq and is a predicted model, not a curated record. Gene Ontology annotation, molecular function: hormone activity; apelin receptor binding. The transcript has 3 exons. NCBI's taxonomy places the organism in Eukaryota, Metazoa, Chordata, Actinopteri, Siluriformes, Pangasiidae.
AGUGGGGGAGGCCCUCUUUUUUGUGACCCCCGGAGUCAGUUAUAUAAGACACAUGAUCGAGUGAAGCCACUCUAAGCAAACAUCCACCGUACACAAACCUGCCACAAGCCGACUGCCUUGCAGCUCUACUGAACUUGGCACACACUGCAGCUCUCCUAUUCUAGGAGGAGGAGGAAGAAAGAAACCGUGCACAUCUCUGUGGGAGAGCUCCAACCGAGACCUGCCCUCAGUCUUAGAGUGGCGCUGAUAUACAAACACAUUCACACAGCCCAUUCACACACACACAAACAGCGCACACAGACACACACGCACACACAGUCACACGCGCAGGAGCAAACAGUAUCUCUCCCUUUCUCUCUGUCGAGCUCACCCACCCUCCCUCUACCUCCCUUCUACACACACUUACACAUUCACACACACACACAUAUACACACACAUACACACCACUACAGUAUAUCAGCUCACGACUAGAGGAGAGACGGAGGGGAGAGCAGAAAUGAAUGUGAAGAUCCUGACGCUGGUGAUUGUGCUGCUGCUUUCUCUGCUGUGUUCAGCCCGUGCUGGUCCAGUGACCUCCACCGAGCAUAGCAAGGAGCUGGAGGAGGUGGGUAGCAUGAGGACUCCUGUGCGUCAGAACGCUGCCCGAGCUGGCCGGAACCAAAGACCCUCCGGCUGGAGGAGGAGGCGCCCUCGACCCCGUCUGUCCCACAAGGGGCCCAUGCCAUUUUAGAUCAAGGCACUGCUUCGAGCGCCCACCCCUUUGGUUCUGAUUUCAAUGCUCUUCCUUUGUCUUAGGGAGGGCCCUGUAACAAGGGGUCUUUCCAGCCCAGCCUGAAGAGUGAUGUCCAUAGCACCUGCUGGUUCUUCAAGAAACUCUUCUUCUGUCCACAAAAUACCAGGACAAGCCACUCACCCUCAGCUCUAUGAAGAAUUGUGGGCCAGGAAUGGGGUGGGGGGGAUAUACAGCCCGAGCUAUCAGAUUCUAUCUCUGUCUUUCCAUCUCUCUCUCUCUCUCUCUCUCUCUCCUCGAGUGUUUUUUCCUCAUUAGCUUUCUAAAGCCCUUUCAUUGCCACACUUUGCAUGACGUGUGAGCACUGAGAAGCCUGGUUCAAAACAAUCUUCAUGCAAAAGUGUCAGUUUUUUCUUCGAGGUGUGCUACCCCAUUCUCUGCUGUGUAAAGAUGCCCUUUGUUCCAGUGCUGUGUCGUGGCAAAUUCUGGUGUGAACAAAUGUCAUAUGGGAGGGAAGUGACAGGGAUGUGAAGGUAAAGGCACUAUUGAAAACUUCAUCACUUUUAUCCACUUCAAUCUUUUGACAUAGGUAACAAUGCUCCAUUUCAUUUUACCUUAUGUCUGAUAAAAGUAGCUAUUAUACAUCUUUUUAUUUUACUUAGUUACCACUGCUGAUUAUAUAAUUACCUCUGAAUUUUGUUGCUUUGCAUUAAAUGAAUAUCAUCAGGUGUCAAGUAAACAACAACAACAAAAAAAAAAACUAUGGUAUAUGGAUUGAUUGCAUUUCAUCAUUUUUGUACUUAAACAACCUUCAUUAAGGAUUAUUGCUCCUAAAGGUUUUGCUAUCCAAAGCGUAUUAUGCAUUACCCUAUAGACACCCAACAUCGCAAGAUUUAAGCCACAGUGUCUCCUUUUAGGAUUGCACUUCUCUACUAACCAUGUGUCAUGUCUGUCGUCCACCCCUACUCUUCACCUCGCCACAGCAGACAUACAUGACUGUUAACUGGCUGGGGCGGCCUGCCCCGCUCAGCAAACCACCUCUCCUUUUAAUGAAGUGCCAAAUAGUAAAUCUGUAAUGCGAUGCUGCCAUGAGAAUGAAAAAAAAAAAAAAAAGAGACAAACAAA